AUGGCUGUAAACGCUGCGGACUACUUCAUAUCGUUCCCAAAACUCUCUCAGUCUGAAGUCACUGCUGCUGCAGAUCACUUCAAUGCCCUCCAGGACAACGGAAAGAUCAACGAAAACGCUAUCAUUCGUCUUUUCGGCGAAUUAGGCCAGACAAUCUCUGUUGCCCAAGCUAAAAAGGACAUUGCCGACUACGAUGCCGAUGGUGAUGGCACACUUAACUUCUCUGAAUUCCUUACAAUUUUCUCCGAUGAAAAGGAAGGUAAGACAUCUGAUUUCUCAGAAGGCCUCAAGAAGCACGCUGCUAUGAUCAAGGUCACAGGCAAGGGUGGUGCUCAGAGAUCCUAUGCUCAGGAAGAAGUUACAGGUUUCGUUAAUCACAUCAACUCCUGCCUUGCUGAUGAUGAGGAUCUUCAGCAGAUUCUCCCAAUCAACCCAGAAAAUGACGAUCUCUUCAAGAAGCUCGGCGAUGGUCUCCUUCUCUGCAAGAUGGUCAACCUUGCCCAGGCUGACACAAUCGAUGAGCGUGUUAUUGUCAAGGGCAAGAAGCUCAACACAUACUCUGCUGCUCAGAACAUCGACCUCGCUCUUAACUCUGCUAAGUCCAUCGGUAUCUCCACAAUCAACAUCGGUAACACAGAUAUCCGUGAUGGUACAGUCCACCUUGUUCUUGGUCUCACAUGGCAGAUUGUCCGUAUGAGCCUUCUCAAGACAGUCAACCUUACAAACCACCCAGAACUUUUCCGUCUCCUUAAGCCAGGAGAGACACUCGCUGAUCUCCUCAAGCUUUCCCCAGAACAGAUCCUUCUUCGUUGGCUUAACUACCACCUUGAGAACGCUGGCUCAAAGCGUACAGCUAACAACUUCACAACAGAUCUCUCCGACUCUGAGAUCAUGACAAUCGUUCUCAACAAGGUCGCUCCAGAGUGCUGCACAAUGAAGCCAAUGAACGAGGAUGAUCCAAUGCAGCGUGCUGAACUCAUGCUUCAGGAAGCCGCUAAGAUCGACUGCCGCAAGUUCGUCGGCCCACGCGAAAUCGUUAAGGGCAACCAGCGCCUUAACCUCGCCUUCGUCGCUACAGUCUUCAACACACGCCCAGGCCUCGAAGCUCUUUCCGAGAAGGAACUCGCCGCUCUCGAUGAAGCCCUCUUCGCUGCUGGUGGCACACGUCUUGAACGCCAGUACUGCCUUUGGAUGAACUCCUGCGGUGUCGACCCAUUCGUCUACAACCUUUACGACGGCAUCGCUGACGGCCUUGUCCUCCUUCAGAUGUUCGACAGAAUCGAACCAGGAUCUGUCGACUGGAAGAAGGCCAACAAGACAAAGCUCAACAAGUACAAAUCUGUCGAGAACUGCAACUACUGCAUUGAAAUCGGCAAGAACCUCGGCCUUUCCCUCGUCGGUAUCUCUGGUGCUGAUAUCAACGACGGAAACCAGAAGCUUUGCAUGGCUCUCCUUUGGCAGAUGAUGCGUUACGACUACCUUAAGGUCUUCAAGAAGCUCGGUGGUGGCGCUCGUAUCAAGGAUGAACAGAUCGUCAAAUGGGCUAACGACAAGCUCGAGGGCAAGUGCCACAUCGACUCCUUCAAGGAUGUCACAAUCAAGACAUCCCGCCCAAUCCUCCACCUUAUCGACCUUCUCAAGCCAGAUAAGGUUGACUGGUCCAUCGUUAUGGACUCUGAGGAAGAUGCUGACCUCCUCAAGAACGCUCGCUACGUUCUUUCUAUGGUCCGUAUGUUCGGUGGCACUGUUUAUGCUCUUCCAGAAGAUAUCCUUGAGGUUAACCCACAGAUGGUCAUGACUGUCUAUGCCUCUCUUAUGGCCAUGGAUCAAUAA
Messenger RNA from Trichomonas vaginalis G3, 1833 nucleotides. RefSeq names its product fimbrin/plastin family. Gene Ontology annotation, cellular component: actin filament; cytoplasm; actin filament bundle. Gene Ontology annotation, molecular function: actin filament binding; calcium ion binding. The coding region runs from base 1 to 1833 and encodes 610 amino acids. The transcript has a single exon. Lineage: Eukaryota; Parabasalia; Trichomonadida; Trichomonadidae. Gene Ontology annotation, biological process: actin filament bundle assembly; actin filament network formation. The record is from RefSeq and is a predicted model, not a curated record.